Messenger RNA from Vitrella brassicaformis, 1476 nucleotides. NCBI's taxonomy places the organism in Eukaryota, Vitrellaceae. The record is from the annotation of a GenBank genome assembly.
CAACUACCCGACCUCGGGAUGCGCGGGAGUUUGUGUAGGACCAAGUCGAUCUCCAUGGACGACGGCCACUUCUACAUAGUCAUGGAGUGGCUGGGCGAGGGCAACUCUGAGGCCGCCAUGGGCCCCCUGCCCGUGGACAACGACACGGCACGCCACACCGCCCAACAGGCCCUCAAAGGCCUCCGGACCCUACACACACACAACGUACGCACACACACACAGACAGACACACAGACAGACACACAGACAGACAGACCUACGCAGAUCCAUGUCAGUAGGUAUCUUCCUUAUCAUAUCAUCGUGGCCCUCUGUCUGCCUGCCUGCCUGCCUGCCUGCAGGUGACGCACUGUGACGUGUCCCUCCGCAAUCUGAUGCCGCAGCGAUCUCGCGCCGUGUUGGUCGACUUCGACACGGCCCUGGUCCCGGGCCUGGACAGACACACAAACGUCUGGGGCACUCUCAACUAUACGGUCAGUCAGUCAGUCAAUCAGUCAGUCAGUUAGAGCGGAGGCUGUGGAUUGCAUAUGUGUGUGUGUGUGUGUGCUUCAGGCGCCGGAAGUGUUUGAGUCGUGUGACUACGGGCCUGCCAGCGACCUAUGGGCAAUGGGCGUGUGCAUGUAAGUGACCUGCACACCACGCCACACACACACACACACACACACGCGCACAUGCACGCACAUGCAUGGGUGUGUGGUGUGUGGUGUGUGUGCGUCAGCUUCGAGCUGGUUACGGGCCGGAUGCCCUUCUUUUGCCUGGAUCGGCGGCCGCAGAGCGUCCGGAAUGCACUCAAAGCCAUGCGACGGGUGCGUGGGUGGGGGGAGGGCGAAAGGGCUGACUGACUGACAAGGGUCCCUACACACAGGCCAGGCCCUUCCUUGCAAAUGAAUCAAUCGGGGAAUGUAUCUAUCGUCUGUAUGGCUUUCUUCGUGUGGGUGCCGUGCCGUGCCGUGUGCGUCUGUUUUUUGCUGCACAGGGGGUCCGGUUCACUGCGAGCGAUGGCGUGCCCGACGCCGCACAGGAUCUCAUUCGCGGCCUCUUGACAUACGACAAACACAGGCGGAUCCAAUCAGGUAGGUCACAUUAACAUUAAUGUGGGUCCGUCCAUACGUAUGCACACACAUGGACGGAUGGAUGGAUGGAUGUGUGUGUGUGUGUGUGUGUGUCAGGUGGCGGCGGUUUGUGAUCGUUGCCUACAUUCUAUAUUUUGAAGAAAGUGAGUGCCCGUAUAAACAUGUCUCCAUGGACUCUGAUCGAUAUUUCAUUGAGAUUGCUUUCAGUCACUCAGACAGCAAACCCUCACAGAUAGAUUGAAUGUACAUUGAUUCGAGUCAUUGAUUCGUGUUACGACCCAGUCGCGGGGGGCGUGUCUCCCGCGCCUCCAUGCCAAAUCGCCUCUUCAGAUCGCUAGCUGGCGGGAACAAUGGUGCAUUUGAUGACGUCGUUCUAUUCAAGUGCCGGCGGUGUUGGGUAUGGGUG